This is a messenger RNA of Manis pentadactyla (Chinese pangolin), 2412 nucleotides long. RefSeq names its product interactor of HORMAD1 1 (gene IHO1). Lineage: Eukaryota; Metazoa; Chordata; Mammalia; Pholidota; Manidae. The transcript is spliced from 8 exons. Gene Ontology annotation, biological process: DNA recombination; meiotic DNA double-strand break formation; homologous chromosome pairing at meiosis. The coding region runs from base 101 to 1768 and encodes 555 amino acids. Gene Ontology annotation, cellular component: condensed nuclear chromosome. The record is from RefSeq and is a predicted model, not a curated record.
GAGAGCGCCCGGGGGCGGGCCGCGCACACCUAGGCGACCGCCGCAGGACCAAGCCGCCUGGAAGCCGGAGCGGCGGGCGGCCGCAGGGAAAUCGUAAGAAAUGAAUUUUAAUGUCUGGAGUAUCAAAGAGAUGCUCAGUAUUCCCUCAGGCUCUGGGACCACUAAGUCAUCUCACUGGACUAACAGUCAGACUGAUUGCUCCAGCCUCAGUGAUUCGCAGUUCCUCUUUGGAUCCCAGUUCUGUCCAGAAAAUUCAGAGACCCUGUCAGCUCCCUUGGACUUUGGUGUCCACGCGAGACACCCCGAACAGUCACAGCAGAACCCUCUGGAUAAUGAACCUAGUAUUUUCACAAAGUACCAGACAAAACCGCAGCUGUUUGGAGGAUACAGAAAAGAUGGAGCCUUAUUUCCUCUUCCUUUGUCGGCUGGAAAACCAAAAGGCCUCUGGGAACAGUUUGAGGAGGAAAAGAAAAGGGCAGAGGAGCAGUGUGACAGUGAGACUAUACGCAAUUUCACUUCCUAUGUCAGAGAAAGCAUUCACAAGUUGCAGACAUCUGUGGAAAAGUUGGAGGAACAUCUCAGUUCAAGAAGCCAAUCUAUUUUGGAUUCUUUGGCGACUGUAGCCAAGACAUUGCAGGAGACGGUGCAGGCCCAGAGCACCCUGGUGCUGAAAGCAGUGCGGGACGGAGGCAGCACGGAGCAGGCCAUCCUGGAGAUGCAGAGGAGCUUCGACACUACACAAGCAGAGUUUACAGAAAUGAGGUCUGACCUGAAGCACCUUGAAGUUCUAGUUGUCCAGCAGAGCCAGGUCUUCCAGCAGCUGUGUGAGCAGCUGGGCCAGGUGAAUGUGCCCAGCGUCCUAGCAGAGAUGAAGAGAUGGAUCUCAGAACGCCGGGUUCCCAGGUCUGUGAAAGACAGUGCAUCCCAGACCUCACCACCUCCGGCCCGGAGCCUCGGAUGCACCAGGAAGGACAGCUGUGCCCCUGCAGGACCCGUGAUGUGGCAGGCCCGGGCCCCACCUGCCACGUGGGACCUCGGUGUGGGCUCCCUGCAGCCCAGGGCCCUCGGCAUUGGGGAGGAAGGAGCCCAGAGUGAUGCUCUCCAAGAUGACCCGGUGCUGCCAGCAUGUGGAGCCCACCAAGGAGCCCCGUGCCUGAAGGACAAGGCCGUGCAGACGAGCCACAAGGACAGGGCUGGUCGUAAAACAAGCCCUGAGCACCAGGGUGCCAGCGUCCCAGGACACAAGGCUCCUGGUGACAGAGACCUGGUUUCCCAAGGCCCUUCCAGACUCACACCCCUGGACUUGAACAACUUUGCAACCAGCACUGAGAACACCUGCCAAAAAUGUCAAGCCAAAGGCAUGUCUUUGUGUGACUCUUGCAAACACAGGUUGGUGCCCAGACAGAAAGGCAGAAGUGUAGGAAGGGGGAGGAAGGGCAGGAAGCUGCAGCCCAGGAGGGCCCCCAGAGGCAGGAAGCGAGAGCCCACCCCGGAGAGGCCCAAACCCCUUGCCCAGCCGCCAGUCUGCCCUGCUCGGGGGGUCACAGUCACAGCCCGGAAGGCAGUGACGGCAGAGCCAGGGGACUGCCUGAAGCUGGGUGGGCACGCCCCCCGAGACGGCCUGCGUUCUGAUGGCCCCCAGGGGCACUGGCAGACGAGUUGGCGGGGCAGCCUCACCCUUGGGCUUGCAGAGACCCCUCUGUGCAAGGAGCUGGGGAAAAGGAGGCUCUACGACCUGGGCUUCGACAGUAGCGAUGAUGGCUUCUGACUGGCCCUGGGUCCUCAGCUGCUGCUUACUGGUUUUGGUGGGAAGAACCGCAGAACACUGGGCAGGCAGACAGCAGAAGCCCGGAGGCCUCCUUGAGGCCAGAGGCCCUGCUGCGGGCGGUCAGGGCAGGGCAGUCAGUGGGGGGUGGAGGAAGGGAGGGCUGCCUCCCCGAGGGCUCAUGUGGCAUCACUGGGGCGGCAUGACUCCCAAACACGUUUUUGGUCUUUAAAAUAUUCUCUACACAUAGUGCCUUUCUGGGCAGCUGCAGGAGUUUUUUUUUAAUCCAGUCUUGUUGCCAAAGCACUUGAAUCUUUUGGUCAGUGGCCACAUUACAGGACACACUGGUCAGUCUCCUCGUGAACCGGGGAGCAGAGUGGGCGAGCCGCCCACGACAGAGGCCCAGAGCCCCGCCAUCCACAAGCCUUGACAUCCCACCUUUCUCGGGGCGCCUUCUCUGCUGUCCUGUCCCUCGACCGUGCUUACAGCCAGCAACGGCACUUGGAGGACCUGUGUUAUUCCGGGGGGCAGCGGGCCUAGAGGGACUUUGGGUUUCCAUUUGUACCUUCCUGAAGUUUUUGAAUUUUUGCAAUAUAUAUGUAUUUCUUUUGUAAUAAAAACCAAAUAAACGUUUUACUAAAGAUAAA